AUGGCCCCUCGGCGCCUCCUCUUGGUUGGGGAGGGGAAUUUCUCCUUCGCCGCCGCCGUGAGCGAGACCCUGGACCCGAGCACUAGUCUAACGGCCACCUGCCUCCAGCGCCCCGCCGACUUCGCGGGGGACCCGGCGGCCCGGGAGAACCUGCGGCGCCUGCGCGAGCGAGGUACAGAGAUACGUUUUGGUGUGGACUGCACCCAGCUGGCAGAUGCCUUCGAACCGCACGACAGGGCGUUCGACCGAAUUUGUUUUAACUUUCCGCACUGUGGACGCAAAGCUGGAGUAGCUAGGAACAGGGAACUGCUUGCCAAGUUUUUCCAGAGCUGUGCAGAUGUUCUUGCAGAGGAAGGAGAAGUCCACGUGGCAUUGUGUAGAGGACAAGGUGGGACUCCUGCUGAUAAUCCCACAAGAGAAUGGCACAACAGUUGGCAAGUGGUUGCCAUGGCAGCUCUAGGAGGAUUUAUUUUAAGUGAGGUGCAUCCCUUCAGCUGUGAGGCUGUGCCAGGGUACAGGUGCACUGGAUAUAGGAGUCAAGAUAAGUCAUUUCAUGUAGAAGGUGCUUUGAACCAUAUCUUCACCCGGAGCUUACCCUUUAAAGGUUCGCAACCGAGAAUCUUCAGGGUCAAAUUGGGUGACCAGUGGUUUUCUUUUCCAGAACCAGAAGCACUUGUAGGAAAGUUGAACAGAGGUUUCCUAGAAACAUCUUCCUGUCAUCCUAUCAAAACCAUAAAUGAGAAACUGAUUUCUGAACUGGGGAAAGCUUUCCCUCUAAAAAGGCUGAAGUGUCCCUUCCCUUUGCUGCCACCUGAAGAAACCAGUGUUCUCACUUCCUGGAACUGUGACAUUCUAUCAACUGUCUUUUGGAUUCAUCUCCUUGAGGAUAACUCAAAUUCUGAGUCCCUGACUGGUGGGACAACAGAAGACAUGGAGGACUUUCUAGUGUCACUUUCCGAACUUAGCUUUCCCAAGAGCCCUGGAAGAGAUGGUAAGGAAGAAUCUCAUGAAGGACUCUAUGCCCAAGCCAAGAUCUGGCUUAGGCCGUCGCUCCUAGUUCAUGUUCAGACUGUCAUCCAAGCACCAGACUUCCUCCCAGGUUCUUUGUACAUCCUCAGUGGACCUGUCUUUCAGAAGUGUCACAUCUUACCUUUCACAAUGCCAGCAUUUCACGAGACUUUACUUAUCCUUGGGUUUAAUAAAAAUCCGAAGGAUGACUGUCUUCAGUCACUACGGAACCACCUGAAGGGCAUUCUAGAUAGCCUUCUGACUCAGACAUUGCUGGAGGGUUCUAAACAGAGCAAUUCAGUAGAAUUUGUCUUUCAACCAAAUGGGAAAGAUUAUAUGAUUAAUGUGAAGUCUCAUAAUUUUGGCCCAGGUUGUGCCAAGGAUCUGAGUAUUGGGUCUGUUACCACAUCUAUUCCAAGCAUUAUACAUGAAGAACAGUGUUUUGUGUUUGUGUCUAUGAACUUGGACCUAUUAGCCAUGCUUGUCUGGGGUAUCUCUGACUGGAGGAUGUUGUGGACCUUUGAUAAACGUUUUCUGAAGAAUUUUGUCCCUGAGAAAAUAGAACCCUUUAAAAGUUAUUCCCUAUAUCCUCCAAUCUAUGUGCAUGAUAUUAGUUUUUGGUUAGAUGAGAAAAAAGGAUUUGAUGAACUAGAGUUUCACACUGUGGCCCGAGCAGUGUCCCAAGACACUGUCAUAUCCAUACAAUUCCUUAGUCGUUUUCAGCACCCCAAGACUAAGCAGGUCAGUCUCUGCUAUAGACUGACCUACCAGACCUGUGACAAGGCCCUUACCCAGCAGCAGGUAGCAUCAAUGCAGUCCCAGUUUAGGAAAGAGAUUCAACGACUACAUCUGACACCUCGGUAGUUUGGUAAAUUCAUUUCUGCAGCAUGAUCCUUAUGAGUAUGAGAUGAAAAAACUCAUUUGUAACUGGGCAUCCUCUCUGGACUAUUUUUUUGUAAAAUCUUUUACCUUGUGACUGUUGACUCUAAAGGUACCUUGUGAUUCGAUUAUUUAAACUUAUAGACUAUAAUGUGAUUGGAGACCUUUGGAGUUGUGCAGUAUUUUGAUCCUGAGUAAUGACUAGGAAAAUAAAUCAAACAUCAUCAUGUACUUUAGAUGCUCUAUUGCUAAAGAGGCAAUAGAACUUGAAUGUCUCAUCAAAUAUAUAUAAACUAGAGGCCCAGUGCACAGAUUCAUGCACCAGUGGGGUUCCUUGGUCUGACCUGCGCCCUCUCGCAAUUUGGGACCCCUUGGCAGAUGUCAGACUGCAGGCCAGGCCGAGGGACCCCACUGGUGCACGAAUCCGUACACCGGGCCUCUAGUAUGCAUAUAAGAUCUUUGGUUAAUCUCUUCCGGCCCCCUCUUGCCUGCUUCUUGCUGAGAUUCAUCAGUCUGUUCCAUGUUUCCAUGCCUAUGCAUUGAGCGUCUGCCCCCUGGUCAAUGUGGAUCAUAGUGAAUGGUUGAAUGGUCGCUUAGGCUUUUAUAUAUACAUAUAUAGAUAUAUAUUUUUUCACACUGUCAAUCCCUCUUUCUUUAACUCUAUUGUAUCAUCUCAAUCUGUGUACAAGAGUGCUUUUUAGUCAGACCAACAUUUAUUAGCUUGGGUAAGUUGCAAGUGCUUCAUUGGUACCAUCAUUAUCUUCAUCAUCAUCAUCAUUUUAAUCAGUGGUUAACUAUUGUGAAAGUCAUGGAACUAAUAGGUAUCAGAUUUAGAGUUUAUAUUUGGAUCUGACUCUACAGCCCAAGUACUUUCUGCCACUUUGUUAUUUUACUUCCCUUUCCCUGGUCUUCAACAGUAGUCUCUCUACUGUAAUUAUCUCUAAAGUUUGUCCCCCUCCUAGAUAUGGGGGCCUUCUGU
Molecule: messenger RNA, 2866 nt
Organism: Myotis daubentonii (Daubenton's bat)
Lineage: Eukaryota; Metazoa; Chordata; Mammalia; Chiroptera; Vespertilionidae
Gene: FDXACB1
Product: ferredoxin-fold anticodon binding domain containing 1
Biological process (GO): rRNA base methylation
Cellular component (GO): cytoplasm
Molecular function (GO): rRNA (uridine-N3-)-methyltransferase activity
Source: RefSeq, a predicted model, not a curated record